UUACAAUCCCAGUAAGUGAAAGAAUAAAGGAGGUGAAUUACAGCUGCACUCCUUUUAAUGACUUUGGUGAUGGACCUACAGAGAUGAUAAAAGUAGCAGUGUUAUAUGCACCAAGCAGCACAAACUUGAUAACUGUUCCACAUAAUACCACUUUGCUACGUGAUAGUAGCAUGUCAGUAAAGUGCAGUACAGAUGCCAACCCUGAAGACCUUGAGUAUCAAUUAUACUUUAAAGGACUCUUUAUUGAUAAAAGCAACUCUGGUUUAUUUAACAUCACUGCGAUAGAGGAUGGAGUGUACACUUGUGUUCCUAUAAACAAAGUUGGCACAGGAGACAAUGCUACAGUCAGCAUCACUGUCGUUGACCCUCCAUCAAUAACAAACCACACAUCAAGAGAGACGGUGAAGGAAGGUGACAACAUCACCUUGUUUUGUGAUGUAUCUGGAGAACCUGAACCUAGCGUAACAUGGACAGAGGUUGGCAGUCCUGAGGUGCUCUCUAAUACAUCAUCUGUCACCAUUGAGAAUGUACGCAGACCUGGGACACCUGAUAACAUGAUCCAGUAUCAGUGUACAGCCAGUAAUGGAGUGGAAACACCUGCUACAGCUAGAGUCAAUGUCACUGUUCACUACUCAGCUCCAUCAGCUUAUCAAGUUAUAGAAGGCACUGGAGCCAUCCUGUUCUGUAAUGCCACUGGUAAUCCACAGCCCAACGUUACAUGGACCAAACAAGGAAACAACAGCAAAUUGUCUACAUCAGCGACUCUUCAUCUGACAAAGCUGAUGAGAGAAGAUGAUGGAUCAGUGUACAAAUGUACAGUGACAAAUGAAGUUGGAUCAGCAGAAGCUACAACAAUGAUCACUGUGUUCUUCCCACCAAAGGCUAUAAUACAUAGGUGCCCUACCAAUGUCACUGAAGAAAACAGUGAGACAUUCAACUGCAGUGCAACUGGUAAUCCCUCACCCGAAGUAGCCUGGAUAAGGUCUGGAGAGGUUGUGGUGGAAGACGGUGCCUAUGUGAUAUCUGCUAUCCAUAGAAGUCAGAAAGGAACAUAUGAGUGUAUGGCAUGGAAUGGAAUUGGCAACAAUUCUACAGCCAAUUGUACAGUUGAUGUUGAGUAUCUGCCAACUUCAACCAACAUUACAACACUACCCAGUAACAAUACAAUACUGCGUGGUGCUGCUUUGUCGCUAAAAUGCACAGCAGAUGCCAACCCUGAUGCUCACAUUUAUCGCUUCUACUUAAAUGACAGUCUUAUUGGUAACAGCAGUUCAGGUGUGUUUAACACCACUGUAAUGACAGAUGGAGUGUACACUUGUGUUCCUGUAAACACAGUUGGCGAAGGGGACAAUGCUACUGUCAAUGUCACUGCUGUUGUUGCUCCACUUGCCGAGGUAACUGCUCAAAAUGACACCAUCAUUGAAGGUGGAAAUGUCACCCUAACCUGUGUUGUCAGUGGUGAUCCUUCUCCCUCUAUACUCUUGACUAAGCUUGGCAAUCCUGAGGUGCUCUCUAAUACAUCAUCCCAUACCGUUGUGAAUGUAAGCAGACCCGGGACACCUGGUAACAUGAUCCAGUAUCAGUGUACAGCCAGUAAUGGAGUGGGGACACCUGCUAGAGACAUAACCAAUGUUACUGUUUAUUAUGCACCUGAUAGACCGACCUUCACAACAGUCCCUAGUAACAGGACAUUACCUCGUGACAGUAUUAUGACUUUAAACUGCAGAACAGAUGCCAGUCCUGAAGCUGAGUAUCAUUUCUAUUUUAAUGGCAAGUCUAUUGGUAACAGCAGUUCAGGUGUCUUUAAUGUCACAGUUGAAGCGGAUGGAGUGUACACUUGUGUUCCUAUCAACACAGUUGGCACAGGAGACAGUGCUACUGUCAACGUCACUGCUGUUGUUGCACCAUCGGUAGAAAUUUCAAAUGAAACAGCUAUUGUUGUCGAAGGAGAGAGCUUGGAGCUGAAAUGUAAUGCAUCUGGAGAGCCUGGUCCUAGCGUGACAUGGACAAAGGUUGGCAGUUUUGAGGUGCUCUCUAAUACAUCAUCACUCACCAUUGUGAAUGUAAGCAGACCUGGGACACCUGAUAACAUGAUCCAGUAUCAGUGUACAGCUAGUAAUGGAGUGGGGACACCUGCCACAGCUACAUCAACCAUCGAUGUUCACUAUGCCGCUUCAGUCAUUUACCCAGCAAAUGUCUCAAUUCCCGUGGUACCUAAGACGUUGGUGAACCUCUCAUGUCUUGCAAUGGGUAAUCCAACGCCAACAGUAAACUGGACAUCUCCAGAUAAUGAUAUACCUUGGAUGUCAAAUCUGACAAAUGUAACAUUUACAGCAGAAUUUGGUAGUUCUGGGUUGUAUCUGUGCACCGUUAAAAACGUGUUAGGGGAGGCUAUCAAGCGAUUCGAACUUGUUGUGACAGGUAAUAGCUUCCUGAUGACGUUAACUGUCACAAACAAGGGCUGUGACGAUAACCCUUCAGUUAUCUGCAAACAGAUGGGUGAAAAGGUCAAAAAAGAGAUCGCAGGACAGCUGGAAAGUGUGACAGUGAAAAACUGCAAGUGUGGCAGCAACGUGACUGCUUAUUUGUCCUUGGAUUUCACUCAAAGGGUAAAGAUCCCCGAGGUUCUCUCUGUUCUGAAAAAGGCAGCAGAAGGCAGCGGUUUUGGUGAAUUCCAAGUUGAUCCGGGAUCCAUACAAGCAAUCUCUGAUGAUCAGCUACCUACUGUUUCCAGCACUAGUACAGUACGAACCCCGACUUCAGAUGGUAAUAAAGGUAAAGUCCUGUGGAUUAUCAUUGGUGCUUCAGUGGGAGGAGUCAUUGUACUUGUUGUAGUCGUGGUAGUGGCAUGGUGUGUGCACCAUAAGAGAAAGUGUAGAAGAAAGGGCAGCAAAGGUGGGUAUCCUUUUCUAAUAAAAGAAUGGAUAGAAGUGGAAUAUGGAAAUUGUAGAAUCUAAAUGCAGUUGUGAUGAAUGAAAAACGGCAAACUGAUUCUCACGGCAAUGAGAAGAGACUUAGAGAGUGAACAAGUAGUUGAAUAAGUUUGCCCAAUAUUGAUAAUACAAAGUAAAAACCCAAAGAAAAAUAAAUGAAAUCAAUACAUUCCUGGAAAACCUGAAUGUUAUGAGAAAGUUUGUUGCUUUUUAAUCCCAUUAUUCGUAUGGUGUUUAAGGGUCAUACGUCAUGUAAUUAUUCGGCCGUUGAUAUUCAUACUUGUAACUUCGAAGUAAACUACAAAGCCCUUGUUUUGUUAACGUGAGUGGGUAAGCGCUAAAUAGAAUAAGUUCUUUUUUUAUCUCAAAUGAUUUGCAUUGGCUCACAAUUACGUAACUUUUUUUCUUUAUAUUCUCCCAAGUACUACUGUACUACUGUAAGGAAUGUGUCGAUACUAGUGCAGAGAGCUUAGACUAAUAAAGAGAAGUAACUUUCAUAAUUGUGAUGUUGGCGUAGGACUGAAAGUAAUAACACACUAGCUACUCUACGGAGGCUAAUGC
Molecule: messenger RNA, 3494 nt
Organism: Orbicella faveolata
Lineage: Eukaryota; Metazoa; Cnidaria; Anthozoa; Scleractinia; Merulinidae
Product: hemicentin-1-like
Biological process (GO): cell-cell adhesion
Cellular component (GO): cell-cell junction; plasma membrane
Molecular function (GO): cell adhesion molecule binding
Source: RefSeq, a predicted model, not a curated record